AGAGCCGCUCCCGCUCCGCAGCUCAGCCCGAGGAGGAGCUCCGCGGGCCGGCGGGAGUCAGUCACACCGCCCGGAGAGCCGAGCCUCCACCUGCGGGGAUUUAACAGCAACGUGGAAACUUUUUAAAAUCAGAUUUGAGAAAGUCUCGGAUCCUCUGCGGGUCUGCGCCACGGUCAGCCAUGAGUCUGUGGACUAACGGCUCCUCCGUGGAUCUGUUCCCCGGGACAAAGACCCCUCCGCCGGACUCCAACUCCUCCAACCGCACCGUCGGGCCCCCCGGAGCCGCCCCGCUGGACCUGAGCCGGGCGGUGCCGGUCGGCAUGGUGCUGGCAUCCUUCAUCAUGUUCGCCAUUGUCGGGAACAUCCUCGUCAUCCUGUCCGUGGUCUGCAACCGACACCUGCGGAUCCCCACCAACUACUUCAUCAUCAACCUGGCCAUCGCCGACCUGCUGCUGGGCACCACCGUGCUGCCCGUGUCCGCCACCCUGGAGGUUUUGGAUUAUUGGGUGUUUGGUCGGAUCUUCUGCGAUAUCUGGGCGGCGGUGGACGUCCUGUGCUGCACGGCGUCCAUCAUGUCCCUCUGCGUCAUCUCCAUCGACCGCUACAUCGGAGUUCGCUACCCACUGCAGUACCCGACUAUCGUCACAGAGCGGCGGGCGCUGCUCGCCAUGCUGGGUGUCUGGAUCCUCGCCAUCAUCAUCUCCAUUGGCCCGCUCCUUGGCUGGAAGCAGCCGCCAUCACAGGACGACACCGUGUGCCUCAUCACCGAGGAGCCGUUCUACGCCCUCUUCUCGUCCCUCGGCUCCUUCUACAUCCCGCUCGCCGUCAUCCUCGCCAUGUACUGCCGCGUCUACAUCGUUGCCAAGCGCACCACCAAGAACCUGGAGGCCGGCAUGAUGAAGGAGCGUGCGGAGGACUCCAGCGAGCUCACGCUGAGGAUCCACUGCAGGAACCAGCAGAUCCAGGAGCUGUGCCCCGCCUCCAAGGCCAGCGGGGGCGGGGCCUCGACCGGACGCAGCUCACUCGCCGUCAAACUGCUUAAGUUCUCCCGAGAGAAGAAAGCAGCCAAGACGCUGGGUGUGGUGGUGGGCAUGUUCAUCCUGUGCUGGCUGCCCUUCUUCCUCGCUCUGCCUAUCGGCUCAUUCAACAGCAACCUGCGUCCUCCUGAAACCUUCUUCAAAGUCAUCUUCUGGUUGGGAUACUUCAACAGCUGCUUGAACCCAAUCAUCUACCCGUGCUACAGCCGCGAGUUUAAACAGGCCUUCAUCCGAAUCCUGCGCUGCCGCUGGAAGAGGAAGCGUCAGGAUUGGCAGGCGUACUACAACUACCGUGGCCAUCAGGGCUCCAACAACUCGUCCUUCAUGAAUGGCAGCCAGCAGACGUUGUCCUCCGUCAGCCCAAGUCCGCUCUGCGUCACAUCCAGGCUCCGCCCACUGCCGUGGCCGUCUUCCUCCUCCUCAGACAGAGACCUCCUCCCUGGAUCGGUGGCGGAACGAGGACGGCUGAGUCCGCGGCCUACACUGGCUAAAAAAGCCGGGACGGGGCGGAGCAUGGGAGUGGGACGAGGGACGUCAAUGAACGGGGAUGCUUCUGUCUGAGCCGCACAGGAAUCUGGAACGCUAGCAGCAGCCUCAGAUGUCAACGCCCCUCCCUGCUGUUAACAGGAAGUGGCUUUAAAAACACUGAAUGCACAAAACGCUCUUUCCGCCCAGGUGUGACGACCGGACCUGAACAUGGGUGGAGCUCCUCACCUGCUACAAACACAAUGUUGCGACAUGCGGUGGGUUUCUGGCAGUUCACGGCUGUCCACGACACUUAAGACUUCAGCACGAAACCUUUAAUGUGAAAAUCCAAGCAUCCUGCUUCUUUUUUUCAUAUCAAAACAUUAAGAUAAUAAAUCCAAAUUUCUCCUAAAACAAAAACUUUGUUUUAAUGGAAAAAAUGAAAAAAGAAACAGCACAGAUGUUAAAAAAGUAAACAUUUUAU
Maylandia zebra (zebra mbuna) is the source of this 1986-nucleotide messenger RNA. Its product is annotated as alpha-1A adrenergic receptor-like. Lineage: Eukaryota; Metazoa; Chordata; Actinopteri; Cichliformes; Cichlidae. The record is from RefSeq and is a predicted model, not a curated record. Gene Ontology annotation, molecular function: alpha1-adrenergic receptor activity. Gene Ontology annotation, cellular component: plasma membrane. Gene Ontology annotation, biological process: positive regulation of MAPK cascade; cell-cell signaling; phospholipase C-activating G protein-coupled receptor signaling pathway.